CUUAAAACUCACGAUGAUCCGGCUGCUGAGUUCUCUCCUAUUUGUGGCCCUUGCCUCGGGCUGUGGCCGACCUUCCUACAACCCUGCCUCCCGCGUUGUCAAUGGGGAGGACGCGGUCCCCUACAGUUGGCCCUGGCAGGUCUCUCUGCAAUAUGAAAAGAACGGAGCCUUCCAUCAUACCUGUGGAGGCAGCCUCAUCGCCCCUGACUGGGUCCUAACUGCAGGCCACUGCAUCUCGCGCUCCCUGACCUACCAGGUGGUGUUGGGCGAGUAUGACCGCUCUGAGAAUGAGGGCUCCGAACAGGUGAUCCCCAUCAAUGCUGGGGACCUCUUCGUGCACCCACGCUGGAAUUCCAACUGCGUGUCCUGUGGCAAUGACAUUGCCCUUGUCAAGCUCUCGCGCAGCGCCCAGCUGGGAGACAAGGUCCAGCUGGCCUGUCUCCCUUCCGCCGGUGACAUCCUGCCCAAUGAUACCCCCUGCUACAUCAGCGGCUGGGGCCGUCUCUACACCAAUGGGCCACUCCCGGACAAGCUGCAGCAGGCUCUGCUGCCCGUGGUGGACUACCAGCACUGCUCCAAGUGGGACUGGUGGGGCAGCACCGUGAAGCAGACCAUGGUGUGUGCCGGCGGGGACAUCCGCUCUGGAUGCAAUGGUGACUCUGGAGGACCCCUCAACUGCCGGGCAGCAGAUGGCUCCUGGCAGGUCCACGGCGUGACGAGCUUCGUUUCUGCCUAUGGCUGUAACACCCUCAAGAAGCCCACAGUGUUCACGCGCACCUCAGCCUUCAUUGAUUGGAUUGAAGAGAUCAUUGCAAGCCACUAGAACCAUGGCUGAGGUGGCAGUGCCCAUCUACGCUCUUUGUAAAAAAUAAAACCCUCUCAGAAAAUUCCAA
Messenger RNA from Phacochoerus africanus (Common warthog), 893 nucleotides. RefSeq names its product proproteinase E. Gene Ontology annotation, biological process: proteolysis. Bases 14 to 823 code for a protein of 269 amino acids. The record is from RefSeq and is a predicted model, not a curated record. The transcript has 8 exons. Gene Ontology annotation, molecular function: serine-type endopeptidase activity. NCBI's taxonomy places the organism in Eukaryota, Metazoa, Chordata, Mammalia, Artiodactyla, Suidae.